Molecule: messenger RNA, 876 nt
Organism: Trichomonas vaginalis G3
Lineage: Eukaryota; Parabasalia; Trichomonadida; Trichomonadidae
Exons: 1
Coding region: 1-876 (291 amino acids)
Source: RefSeq, a predicted model, not a curated record
AUGAAUAAAAGGAGACUUGAGGAUCAAUUCAGACAAAGAACACGCAACCAACCAUAUUCAGCUGAGAGUGAUAUUAAUGCUAGAUUAUUCCCAGAUAUGAAUUCAAGUCCAAGAAGAACAAAUUAUGCAGCAAUUAAUCCAGAAUCACCGAAUAUUCAACAUAUGCAGCAGUUUUCUAGAUUUUCAGAGUCACCGCAGAUAGAAAGGAGACAUUCUCCAGCAACUAAUUCUAGAUUGCCAUUUUUCGAGUCAGAUCCACCAAGCAACACAAAUGACUAUUCCCAAAAUUCAAGCCAAGCAUCAUCACACCAAUCAACGCCACGUUCUGUCACACCUAAGAAAAAAUAUCCAGUUCCACCUGUAAACGAAUCAAAAAUGCCAACAAAGCAAAAGAUCUUCACUACUGUCCUAUUUUUUGCUGGAAUUAUUACGACAAUUUUUUCAGUUUUAUCUCAUCCAUCAACUUAUUGCAUCGACGGACUUCCUUUUAACGGCUGUAAGAGAUGCCCUCAGCAUGCUACAUGUUCACUCAAAUCAUUUCAAUGCGAAAGAUUUUAUGUUCCAAUAGAUAACCAUUGUGUCAACGCUUCAUUGUCUGAAGCAGCUACAUGUGUUCGCGAAAAAUUCAAAUUCGAUGAGAACUAUCUUACUUCAGAAUUAAGUUUUAAUGCUGCAGCAUUUAACUGCGGAAAUGUUAAAGAAGUUAUCAACACAUUCAGUGAUAUGUAUGAGGAUGAAAAUUAUUUAACAGAUGCUAAAAUUGUCAUGGUUAGAUCAUAUCCUCCUGUUAAUAUCUUAUUAUAUUUAGCCAUUGUCAUUUGGAUUUGUUUGAUAGUUACAGUUGCAUUUGGAGACAAAUUAUUUCCAGAUUUAUAA